Malania oleifera is the source of this 930-nucleotide messenger RNA. Its product is annotated as 14 kDa zinc-binding protein. Gene Ontology annotation, molecular function: adenylylsulfatase activity. Bases 170 to 661 code for a protein of 163 amino acids. Gene Ontology annotation, biological process: purine ribonucleotide metabolic process; sulfur compound metabolic process. The transcript has 5 exons. Gene Ontology annotation, cellular component: cytoplasm. The record is from RefSeq and is a predicted model, not a curated record. NCBI's taxonomy places the organism in Eukaryota, Viridiplantae, Streptophyta, Magnoliopsida, Santalales, Ximeniaceae.
GCAGCACAGGAGGUUAACUGAAUUACCCUGCAAUGACCAAAAUACCCAACAACGACGUGUCAAUGUUCAAUUGGUGAAACAAAAACGGAUUUUCUCGUUUUUUUUUUUUUAAAAAAAAAAAAGAGAAAAAAGAGGACAAGGACGAAAAAACAGGUGGUGGGGCGACGGCAUGCGUGCUGAAAGCAAGAGCAGCGACCAUAAUAGCAGUAUAAUACAGCCCGUUAGGCGGCUGGGCGUGCUAACCUCCCACUUCUCGCCGUAUCAUACUUCCAUGGCUUCCGAGAAAGAGGCGGCUCUUGCAGCUGUUCCCUCCGAUUCUCCGACAAUAUUCGACAAAAUCAUUAAUAAGGAAAUCCCAUCUAAAGUGGUUUAUGAGGAUGAUAAGGUGCUUGCUUUUAGGGACAUUGCUCCCCAAGCUCCUACACACAUUCUACUUAUUCCAAAGGUUAAGGAUGGUUUAACUGGACUCUCCAAGGCCGAAGAGAGACACUGUGAGAUUCUUGGCCACCUUAUUUACACUGCCAAGCUCGUUGCUAAACAGGAAGGCCUUGAAGACGGCUUCAGGGUUGUGAUCAAUGAUGGUCCAAAUGGCUGUCAAUCUGUUUAUCACCUCCACGUGCACCUCUUUGGAGGACGACAGAUGAACUGGCCUCCGGGCUAAAAUGGAGCUAUGGUUGAUUUUGCAUGGGGUGGACAAAGACCCCGCAACAUGGUUAUAAGCCUCCUCUUCCACCUGAAUCAUUACUUAUAUUAGAAUAAUUGAAGUGUGUUCUGUUAGUAGCUACAUCUACUUGGUGCAUUUUAGAAACAAUGCUAAUUGUGUUGUAAUAGACUAAUGUGUGGAGGUAUGACAACCAUUGUAAUUGGGCAAAGACCAUAUUUCCUUCUCUUCUAAGCAUAUAUCCAUAUUAAGAUUUUUCGUGAACCAAA